CAGCUUGCCAUCCCCGCUGGUCUCGUUCCAUCUCUACCUCUCUUUGAACCUCCCCAACGAUACUCACGACGACGACCAUGUCCACUGCAGCUGGCCUGCGCCAAUCCUCGCGCUCGCUUCUCAAGAAGCAGGCCAAGCGCACACUCAACCACUCUUUGCGCCUCUCGUCCACAACCACCUCCCAAGUCACCCUCGGUCUUCGGCGCGAAGACCCGGCACGGAUCUGGGAGCGUCGCUGCCCACUCACCCCCGAUGCUGUCAGUGAGCUAGUCGAGAAGGACGGCGUUCGCGUCCUCGUCCAGGACUGUGAUAGACGCGUCUUCCCCGUCGACGAAUUCGUAAAGGCUGGCGCGACAAUACACCCUACUCUAGAGCCCGCCCAUGUCAUCCUUGGCAUCAAGGAGACCCCUCUGAACGAGCUGGUCACCACCCCGGUUGCUUCGGACUCGGGGAAGCCCAUGGCGAGGACUCAGCUCAUGUUCUCGCAUACUAUCAAGGGCCAGCCAUACAACAUGGAGCUUUUAUCACGCUUCCUUGGAACAGGCGAGGAUGCCAAACUGUUGCCGCGUCUAAUCGACUACGAGUUAUUGACUGGCGAAGACGGCAAGCGCACCGUUGGCUUCGGUUGGUUCGCGGGAGUUGCCGGCGCCUUGGAGUCCCUUUCAGCCAUGUCGCAGGCGCACCUUGAGAUGGGGAUUGCAUCCCCAUUCCUUCACACGCCUCGGCCUCAUACCCACCCUUCGAUACCCUCUAUUCGAGCAGCAUUAAAGGGGAUUGGUGAAGAGAUAAAGAAGGAUGGUACACCCAAAUCCUUGGGUCCUUUCGUUAUCGCUAGUUUUCUUACAACUGGACAGGUCACUCAAGGUUGCCUGUCGAUACUGCAAGACCUACCUAUUGUAAAUGUUAAAGUGGAAGAUCUCCCUGCUCUCGUGAGCAAUCCGGGUACGAACUUGCACCAAGUCUACCUUGUACAUGCAUUGCCCAAAGAUUACUUGACACGACCCGAUGGUGGUCAGUUCUUGCGUGACCAUUACUAUCGUAAUCCCGACCAAUACAAGUCGGAGUUUGACACAAAGGUUGCACCGUACCUUACUCUCCUCCUUAAUGGCGUUGGCUGGCAACCAUCCUUCCCUCGCCUUAUGACUAAUGAACAACUUGCAACCGCUCUCACUCUUGCCAACCAAGUUGGCCCUGCUCGUUUCCGCUGCAUUGGAGACAUCAGCUGCGACAUCCAAGGCGGACUCGAGUUCUUGCCACGCGAAUCCACCGUCUCCGAGCCGUUCUUCAACCACCGUCCGGAGGGCCUCCCGGCCCAUCUCCCGAGCGUCCAGAUCAUGUCGGUCGACAUCCUCCCCACCACCCUGCCCCUGGACGCUUCGCAGCAUUUCUGCGGUGUCUUGAUGCCGUAUCUGCGCUCGCUCAUCAAGGAGUACAAGGGCGAGAAGAACGGCAAGGAGCACGCGAAGUCUCUUAACAGGGCGACUGUUGCGCGCCAUGGCGUGCUGCAGAGUCAGCAUGCGUGGCUGGAGGAGAAUGUCAACAAGUGGCGGGCGGAGAGCGGUAAGACGGCGUCUGCGGGCGCGUCUGCUGCUGUGACGAAUACGCCGAAGAAGAAGGUGUUGUUGUUGGGCAGCGGGAUGGUUGCUGGUCCUACGAUUGAUGAGCUGUGCAAGCACCAGGAUGUUGAGAUGAUUGUUGCUAGCAAUUUGCUUAGCGAAGCAGAUAAUCUUACCAAGCAUCAUCAGAAUGCGAAGAGCCAGCUACUUGACGUAUCAGAUGCAACGAAAGUGGGAGAGUUGAUCUCUCAGGCCGACCUCGUUAUUAGCUUGUUGCCCGUUCCAUUCCAUCCUCAGAUCGCGGAGCUGUGUAUUCAGCAUAAGAAGCACAUGGUCACGGCCUCGUAUAUUUCUGCUCAGAUGCGGGAGCUGAACGACAAAGCGGAAGCUGCAAACGUCCUUCUCCUUAACGAAAUCGGCCUGGAUCCCGGCAUUGACCACUGUUCGACCUACUCGCUUCUGGACAAGCUGAAGAGUGAGAAUAAGCGCGUCACAUCGUACAUAUCCUUCUGCGGUGGUCUUCCAGCUCCUGAACACGCUGAUGUACCGCUGGGAUACAAGUUCAGCUGGAGUCCGAAGGGUGUUCUGACUGCCGCCAAGAACUCGGCUGUCUUCAAAUUAAACGGAAAGCCCAGACAUAUUUUUGCCGACGAGCUGCUCCGGCGCUACUUCCCUGAUGUCCCGAUCUCCAACACGCUCAAGUUCGAGGGGCUGGCCAACCGCGAUAGCAAUGCGUACAUCAAGACCUACGACCUUCCUAAGUCGAAGGAAAUGUCCACUAUGCUUCGUGGCACUUUGAGAUAUCCCGGUUUCGCCGAUCUCAUGCAGCUCUUCAAAGGCAUCGGCUUGCUGAGCUCGACGCCAGAGACCAAGAUCCAGCUGGAGUCAUGGAACGACCUAACCCGCCAGGUCUUCCAGAGCUCGUUCGGCGUGAAGUUCUCGAAGAAGCCGAGCUCGCUGGAGUCCGCCUUCCGGGAUAUCAUGAGCAUCGACGACGCCAGCAAGCUCCUCCAAGCACUGGAGUGGCUCGAGAUCGCGCCCUCGAAGGACCGCGCCGCCUCCCGCUUGCCGCCCGUGCCCAAGCAGCCGACGCUGCCGAUCGACCUCCUCGCCACGAUCCUGGCGCACAAGCUCGCGUACGCGCCGGGCGAGCGGGACAUGGUCGUCAUGUCGCACGAAGUCGUCGCGUCCGGCGAGAAGGACGUCAAGGAGUGCCAUACGGCGGACUUGGUCGUGUACGGUACGCCCAGGGCGUCGGCCAUGUCGCUCUGCGUGGGUCUGCCCGUCGCGUUCGCUGCGCGCGAGAUUCUGAGCGGCAAAGUGCGCAUGCGUGGUGUGCGUGGGCCGUCAGAUCCGAGCGUGUAUACACCUGUGCUGGAUGGAUUGGCUGCGGUGGGCAUUGGGAUGAAGGAGAACGUCAAGUUGUACAACCCUGGGAUGGAAAGUGUGCUGGCGAAGGGGCUGGAGCGGCCCCUACUUUGAUGACCAUGCACUGCAGACAAAGCCGAGAAUCCCCCUUCCAAAUUUAGAAUCAAAGAGGCGUAGAAGUGUUAUAAUGUCUGGAUCACUAUUUAUCCGGAUAAAAGGCG
Coniophora puteana RWD-64-598 SS2 is the source of this 3145-nucleotide messenger RNA. RefSeq lists its product as uncharacterized. The transcript is spliced from 15 exons. The record is from RefSeq and is a predicted model, not a curated record. Gene Ontology annotation, molecular function: saccharopine dehydrogenase activity. NCBI's taxonomy places the organism in Eukaryota, Fungi, Basidiomycota, Agaricomycetes, Boletales, Coniophoraceae. Gene Ontology annotation, cellular component: cytoplasm. The coding region runs from base 78 to 3038 and encodes 986 amino acids.